CUACAUUUAGUUCCUCAAAUGGCCAAUAGAUCGCAUUCGCUGUAUGAACCCACGCGGUUGGAAAGUGGCAUCUGCUCGUUGAGUACGUAAGUAAAAGGACAUGGCUUCACACUCUCUUGCAGAUGAUGAAAUUUUGUGUGAAUUGGAGAAAGAAUUUGUUGAUAAUGAGAGUGGGGAUGACAACAUCGACAAUUCAGAUGAUGAUCCUGACGUUGUCCAAGAAGAAUUGCAUCAAAUUUCAAGUUCAGAGAAUGAAGAAAGUGAUCCUAUUAUGGAUGUAGAACCACAAAAUAUCCGUCCUGACAACAGUGAAAGGAGGCCAAGACAAAGGGGCAGCCCAGCAAGAUAUCAUACUGGGUCUACAGAGGAGUGGACUGAUAUAGACUGUUUUCCAAGUAUUGACAUUUUUAGUGGGGACCAUGGUGUAACAAAUUUAUGUGGAUUAGAUGCCGACUCUUCAGUUCUGGAUUUAUUUUCAUAUUUUGUGGACAGGGACCUUCUUGCUCAUUACAAAGAUCAGACAAAUCUUUAUGCUAGACAGAAGCUAAGGCAACUGACAAGUGGAGGUCGGCUCACUCCUGCAUGCAGGAUGUUUGGUUGGACAGGCGUCACUUUAGUGGAAGUAAAAAAUUCCUGGCUUUAAUUUUCCACAUGAGCAUCAGCCAAAAGCCCUUUAUAGAAGAUCAUUGGAGCCAAGAUCCUUGUCUGUCUUGUAACUACUGCCCAAAUCUGUUGACCAGAAACAGAUUCCUACAGAUUAUGUCAAACUUCCAUUUGAAUGAUAAUUCAUUGGAAAUCAAGAGAGGUGAACCUGGGUACGACCCAUUACACGAGGUCCACCCUCUAGUUGAAACCAUCUGUUUACAGUUUCAGCAGGCGUACCUGCCUGACCAUGACAUAAUGGUUGAUGAAGGCAUGUGUAAAUAUAGAGGCAGAAUUUAUUUCAAGCAGUAUCUGCUACAAAAACCUAGCAAAUAUGGCAUGAAAUUAUGUAUGCUCUCAGAGUCUAACUCUGGUUAUAUUUGGAAUUUACAGAUUUUCUGUGGCAAAAGCAAUGUUGUGGUUGACAUUGUGAAAAAUCUACUUGGCACCCUAGUGGGUAAGGGGCAUACAUUAUUUACUGAUCGUUUUUAUACAAGCCCUAUUCUUGCAAGAGAAUUAGAAAAGUAGAAGACAGGCCUUGUUGGAGCUGUUUGAAGAACAGGAGGGGGAUGCCUCAGGCACUGAAAUCAUCUAACAUACAAAGAGGUGAGCAGAUUUUCUGUAGGAAAGGGAAUGUUUUAGCUGUAUGUUGGAAAGAUAAAAGAAAUGUAUACAUGCUAAACACCAGACAUCAAGCUGAAAUGAUAUGUUAUGAAGACAGAAGGGGUAAGGAAAAAAUUAAACCUACCUGUGUUGUGGAGUACAAUAACAAAAAGAUUGGGGUUGAUCUAUCUGAUCAGAGGAUGUCGUAUGGGGAUUUUGAACACAGAACAGUGAAAUGGUGGAGAAAACUUGCAUUUCAUUGUUUCCUUAUGUGUUUGGUGAAUGCGUGCAUUCUCCACAAUAAGGUAAAAAGUAAGAAGAUAUCUUUGUCUAAGUUUGUGAAGGUAUUAGGUGCAUAACUAACAAUAUGUGAAGACACUCCCAGACGACAAUCUGUUGGUGGACACCUAAGUAGACUAUCUACAGGAAAGCAUUUCCUGGAAAAAAUACCACCUCCACCAGGUAAAGGAAGAAUCCAGAGAAUGUGCAAAGUAUGCUCAGUGAAAGGAAAAAAGGAAACAGGAAAGUCUACAAGAAGAGACACGACAUACCAGUGCAGCAAGUGCAGAAUCACAAUGUGCAAAGAACCAUGUUUCAGAAUAUAUUACACGAAAAAACAUUAUACUUUGUGAAUCUAUUAUGUAACAAUUUAUAAUA
This is a messenger RNA of Schistocerca piceifrons (Central American locust), 1902 nucleotides long. RefSeq lists its product as uncharacterized. The record is from RefSeq and is a predicted model, not a curated record. The transcript has 2 exons. Bases 101 to 643 code for a protein of 180 amino acids. Lineage: Eukaryota; Metazoa; Arthropoda; Insecta; Orthoptera; Acrididae.